CGCCAAUCGCACCAUUUUGCAGCGGACGACGACGAUGGCGUUCCAAGCCCCGCGCCUGCUCUCGCGCGUCCGCGCGGCCGGUCGCCAGCUCUCGACGAGCCCGUUCGCGCUCGGGCAAGGCGAGCUCGUCCCUGGCAUCCACGCGAGCGAGUUCGAGGCCCGGCGCCAGCGCGCCUUUGAGCUCAUGCCCCGCGACUCGAUCCUCAUCCUCAAUGCGGCCGAGGAAAAGUACAUGGCCCAUGACAUCCCGUACGACUUUCGCCAGGACUCGCACUUUCUCUACUUGACGGGCCUCGAGGAACCCGAGGCGAUCGCGGUCCUCAAGAAGGACGCGGCCGACGCCACGAGCUUUGUCAUGUUUGUACGCCCGCGCGACGCCCACAGCGAGCAGUGGGACGGGCCGCGUGUCGACGUGCCGUCGGCCAAGGCGUCGUAUGGUGCGGACGACGCGUUCACACUCGACCAGUUUGAGGCCAAGCUCCCGACGCUUGUGUCGCCUGCGACGCAGAUCUGCAUCACGCGCGCGGUCCAGAACAAGUACCCGUCUCGCUUCUUGAACGCGACCCGGCCGCUGCAAGCGACGCACAGCAUCCAGAUGGCCGACAGCCUCAUCGACAUGCUGCGCGUCUUCAAGUCGCCGACCGAAGUCGCUAAGAUGCGCCAUGCGUGCAACAUUGGCGCCGGUGCAUUCGCGAACCUCAUGGCGCAGUCGGCGCCGGGGCAGCUCGAGGUUGGCCUCGCGGGGACGUUCGAGGGCUACUGCCGGCGUCAAGGCUCGCUGCGCAAUGCAUUCCCGUGUGUUGUCGGCGCAGGCAGCAAUGGCGCAGUGAUCCACUACCUCGCCAAGCGAGGUGUACUCCAGCCCGACGAACUUGUCCUGAUGGACUCGGGCUGCGAAGUCACGGGCAACUACGUCAGCGACAUCACGCGCACGUGGCCGACGACAGGUCGCUUCACGCCGCCGCAACUGGACUUGUAUGCGCUCAUCCUCGACGUCCAGCUGCAGUGCUUGGAGCGCCUGCGCACCAAGAUGGAGCACAAAGAGUCCUUGUCGCUCGACGAACUCCACCUCUUCUCGGUCGGAUUGCUCGUGGACGGCAUGCAAGAGUUUGGCAUUCUGCCGCGGCACUUGGCGAAAGGCUCCUCGGCCCUCGACAUGGCCUUCCGCAAGUACAACCCGACGCACUUGGGCCACUACUUGGGCAUGGACGUGCAUGACACGCCAACGUACGCGCGGUCGCACCCGCUCCAGCCCGGCAUGAUCAUCACGAUCGAGCCGGGUAUCUACCUCCCGCAGAACGACGAGAGCAUUCCGGCUGCAUACCGCGGCAUUGGCAUCCGCAUCGAAGACGACGUCUUGAUCACGGAAUCCGGGAUCGAUAUCCUCACACAGUCGAUCCCCAAAACCGUCUCGGACCUCGCGUCGUUCAUUGGGAGCGCGCCCGCGGCGAUCUAACACGACAUAGAAGUACCGUAGUUAGUCGAGUAAGUAGUGAGUCGAUUGAGUGCAUGCGUCCAAGAUGACCGUUCGCCG
Messenger RNA from Saprolegnia parasitica CBS 223.65, 1534 nucleotides. RefSeq lists its product as hypothetical. NCBI's taxonomy places the organism in Eukaryota, Oomycota, Saprolegniomycetes, Saprolegniales, Saprolegniaceae. The coding region runs from base 35 to 1456 and encodes 473 amino acids. Gene Ontology annotation, cellular component: mitochondrion. The transcript has 5 exons. The record is from RefSeq and is a predicted model, not a curated record. Gene Ontology annotation, molecular function: manganese ion binding; metalloaminopeptidase activity.